CAUAGGUUUUCUUUUCAUCACGCACACCUGGUCCCCUAUUCAAACGAGUUAUCUGCUGACUUCCGCCGGGUUAUUAGGAUUAAAAUUGAAAAAAGACAACUGUAAAAAUUGUUAUCCAACAGCCCCAUUUUCUUUCUUGCCAAAAUAUAUACAGUAGUGUUUUGAUUUAGGUAGAUUUUAACUCGAUAGAAAUAAGGUAUGAGCAGGAACGUUGUUUCCACUCCGGCUGCUACGGAAGAGAGCUUUGACUUUCUACCAUGGACUAUACAAACAGUUAAAAGCCACAUUCUUCCUUCCAAGUCAACUGGAAACUCACCCAGUAAAGAUCGCCAUGCUGCUUUUCAUGAUCUAUCAAUCCCCCAUUUGCCUGACAUGGUGUUUCCCGAUAAUGUUUUAAGAAUUCAGCUCUCCAACGGCUCUGGAAUCGAAUUCAAUGCCUUGGAUGCCUUGAAGUUAGUAAAUGACAAGGAAGAUCUAGUCAAGGUUGCGAUAGCAGAAGCUUGGAAAGAAUCCAGAGCAGACAUGAAUGUAUCACACAAAGUAAGCCAUCCAUUUGACUGGACCUUUACAACAGACUAUCGGGGGACUGUCCUUGGAGAUUUGAAAGUCAGUGCAACCGACUUGAGGAUUGACAUGGAGAAACUGAAACAAAAGGAAGCCAUUCUCUUCUUUGAUGAAAUUCAUUUAUACGAGGAUGAGCUCGCCGAUCACGGUUGCGCCUCUUUCUCCAUCAAAGUGAGAGCCAUGCCAAGCGGAUUCUUUGUUUUAUUGCGUUUCUACCUGCGCGUCGAUGACGUCCUUAUCCGCAUCAACGACACCCGACUCUAUUACGAGAAAGAUAAUCAAUACAUUCUGCGUGAAUACACAUCAAAAGAGAGCAAGGCUAAGGACCUCAAGGUCCCUCGCGUCUUCUGGGGUGAUCCCAACGAAAUUUCUCAACACUUGUCGCUCUCUCAUUCACUCUACGAAAAACUGGAAUUUUAGAACACACAUACAAAAGCAUUCACGACUAAUAGCACGUUUACUUAUUGUCGAAAAAACGAUUCGCUCUCACAUUACAUUGCAUCUUUUCCCUUU
Molecule: messenger RNA, 1077 nt
Organism: Daphnia pulex (common water flea)
Lineage: Eukaryota; Metazoa; Arthropoda; Branchiopoda; Diplostraca; Daphniidae
Product: TIP41-like protein
Exons: 4
Coding region: 199-984 (261 amino acids)
Biological process (GO): TOR signaling
Cellular component (GO): cytosol
Source: RefSeq, a predicted model, not a curated record